Molecule: messenger RNA, 1009 nt
Organism: Acipenser ruthenus (sterlet)
Lineage: Eukaryota; Metazoa; Chordata; Actinopteri; Acipenseriformes; Acipenseridae
Product: homeobox protein Hox-A13b-like
Exons: 2
Coding region: 69-956 (295 amino acids)
Biological process (GO): regulation of transcription by RNA polymerase II
Molecular function (GO): DNA-binding transcription factor activity, RNA polymerase II-specific; RNA polymerase II cis-regulatory region sequence-specific DNA binding
Source: RefSeq, a predicted model, not a curated record
UCCAGUAUCUCUUUUUUCAGUCUUGGGGCUUUUUUAAAAGAGCCAGUAGUCUCAAUGUUGGACGUGCUAUGACAGCGUCAUUACUCCUCCGUCCCCGCUGGAUUGACCCGGUGAUGUUCCUUUACGACAACGGUUUAGAUGAAGUGAACAAAAACAUGGAAGGAUUUGCAGGAGGCAACUUUGCCGCGAAUCAAUGCAGAAAUUUGAUGGCCCAUCCUGCUCCCCUGGCUCCUAGCACUGCUUACACGUCGAGUGAGGUGCCAGUUUCUGGCAUGGCUGAGCCUGUCAAGCAGUGCAGCCCCUGUUCUGCAGCCCAGAGCUCUUCCAGUGCCUCUCUUCCCUAUGGAUAUUUUGGCAGCGGCUACUACCCCUGUAGGAUGGCACACCACAGCAGCAUUAAGUCCUGCGCGCAACCCUCCACCUAUGGGGAGAAGUAUAUGGACACAUCAGGCUCUAGCGAAGAAUACAGUUCUCGAGCAAAGGAAUUUGCUUUUUAUCAGGGCUAUGCUACUAGUCCAUAUCAACCUGUCCCUAGCUAUAUAGAUGUGCCUGUGGUGCCCACCAUAAGCGGCCCCGGAGAACCGAGGCAUGAACCGUUGUUACCAAUGGAAAGUUACCAGCCAUGGGCAAUCAGCAAUGGGUGGAACGGUCAAGUGUACUGUUCUAAGGAACAAACCCAGCCGAGUCAUCUCUGGAAAUCAACAAUUCAAGAUGUUGUUUCACAUCCGGGAGAUGCCGGCUCUUUUCGACGUGGGAGAAAGAAAAGAGUUCCCUAUACAAAGGUACAGCUGAAAGAACUGGAGAGGGAGUAUGCGACCAAUAAAUUCAUUACCAAGGACAAGCGAAGAAGGAUAUCGGCUCAAACAAACCUGUCUGAAAGACAGGUCACAAUAUGGUUCCAGAACAGGAGAGUGAAAGAGAAGAAGGUUGUGCUGAAGAUCAAGAGUACUAGUUAGUGAUGACGGAAGCGCUGCGACCUCUCCGUGGAGCGAACUCAAUUUAUAUAUAU